AGAAGGGAGGCGCGGCGCGGGCUGGGGGCUGGGGAACCGGGAACGCUGCCCGAUGGUGUGGGGCAGUGGGACUGUACCUGCCCCCUGGACCGUUAUCCGGCCCGGCUACUCUUAAAACGCCCCUGAGUCAUCUAUGCCCCUAAGAGCCUGACCCCGCACCCGCCCGUGCCCCUCCCUGGGGUGUCGAGCCCGUCCUCAGGACCACGCAUUCCUGCAGUGUCAGAACCGCUGGCAGCUGCCGCAGACGCUGCGGGAGCGAUUGUUUUACUACGGAACAGAUCAACUGAGAGUUGCUUGCUGUUGUCCUCUUGCCGGGCAAGAAUGGAGGCCCCGCUGGUGAGUCUGGAUGAAGAGUUCGAGGACCUUCGGCCCAGUUGCUCAGACGACCGGGAGGAGAAACCACAGUGCUUCUACGGCUCAUCUCCCCACCAUCUAGAGGACCCCUCCCUCUCUGAGCUGGAGAAUUUUUCUUCCGAAAUAAUCAGCUUCAAGUCCAUGGAGGACCUCGUGAAUGAAUUUGACGAGAAGCUCAAUGUCUGCUUUCGGAACUACAACGCCAAGACGGAGACCCUGGCUCCCGUGAAGAACCAGUUCCAGAUCCAGGAGGAGGAGGAGACCUUGCAGGACGAGGAGGUUUGGGAUGCUCUGACAGACAAUUACAUCCCUUCACUCUCGGAAGACUGGAGGGACCCAAACAUGGAGGCUCUGAAUGGCAACAGUUCUGACACGGAGAUCCAUGAGAAAGAAGAGGAAGAGUUCAAUGAGAAGAGUGAACAUGAUUCUGGUAUCAAUGAGGAGCCUCUACUCACAGCAGAUCAGGUGAUUGAGGAGAUCGAGGAAAUGAUGCAGAACUCCCCAGACCCUGAGGAAGAAGAGGAGGUCCUGGAAGAGGAGGAUGAGGGAGAAACCUCCUCCCAGGCAGACUCGGUCCUCCUGCAGGAGAUGCAGGCGUUGACCCAGACCUUCAACAACAACUGGUCCUACGAAGGUCUAAGGCACAUGUCUGGGUCGGAGCUGACCGAGCUGCUGGACCAGGUGGAGGGCGCCAUCCGGGACUUCUCGGAGGAGCUGGUGCAGCAGCUGGCCCGCCGGGACGAGCUGGAGUUCGAGAAGGAAGUGAAGAACUCCUUCAUCACGGUGCUUAUUGAGGUUCAGAACAAGCAGAAGGAGCAGCGGGAACUGAUGAAGAAGAGGCGGAAAGAGAAAGGUCUGAGCCUGCAGAGUAGCCGGAUAGAGAAGGGAAACCAGAUGCCUCUCAAGCGUUUCAGCAUGGAAGGCAUCUCCAACAUUCUGCAGAGCGGCAUCCGCCAGACCUUUGGCUCCUCAGGGACGGACAAACAGUAUCUGAACACGGUCAUCCCUUAUGAGAAGAAGGCCUUGCCCCCGUCAGUGGAAGAUCUCCAGAUGCUGACAAACAUUCUCUUUGCCAUGAAGGAGGAUAAUGAGAAGGUGCCCACAUUGCUAACGGACUACAUUUUAAAAGUGCUCUGUCCUACCUAACCUUGCCCUCUGGGGCAGCCUUGCCGCGGAGGUCACGGAGCAAGAGUCAUUCCAACCCAGGGACUGCAUGACACCACGUAACCUCCGACGUGUAUUUAAACGUGUAUAGCUUAACCUGGAUUAAACAUGAGCAAGCGCGCGGGGUCCUUUGCUGUUGGCUUCUAGUCCUAGUGAUCAUUGGAUGCAUGACCGAGGGGCAGGGCUGGGAGGCGGCUCUCCGCCCUCGGCGGAGGAAGGCAAGCACCCUCCCGCUCAAUGUGUAGUCUGGCUCCAGCCCUCGAAAACAGCUUACACUCUAAGACUAAUUUUGAAAUAAACCUUCAUUUAAUUAAUAUU
Molecule: messenger RNA, 1836 nt
Organism: Lutra lutra (Eurasian river otter)
Lineage: Eukaryota; Metazoa; Chordata; Mammalia; Carnivora; Mustelidae
Gene: FEZ1
Product: fasciculation and elongation protein zeta 1
Exons: 10
Coding region: 322-1500 (392 amino acids)
Cellular component (GO): axon; cytoplasm
Source: RefSeq, a predicted model, not a curated record